CAAUUGAAGACGUCUCGUCUGUGUUAUUUUCAUGCUUUUGGAAUCUGGUCAGCCCCCCUGUCGAUUCCUUCCACAUGUAGUGCUUGUUCAUGCCCCGGUCCGGGGCCGGCUUCAUAUUUCAGCAUCAGCCAUCCCCAAACUUGCAUGGGACGAUCGCCAGUACUUCACCAGUCAGUAUUAGCGGGCGCAGCAUCAUCAAGAUUCACAAACUUUAAAGAACUCCCCUUGAGUGGUGCUAGCUAGUGUUCUCCUUACUAGCUCCAAAGGUUUCUUUCAAUAUGGGAAUCUUGAUGAUGCUGCAUCAGCAAAUAGGUGGCUUUUUUUCUCCACUUUUCAGUUUCAAAUUCCACAGAUUUCCAGUUUCUCAAAGGAUUUAAGCUAAUCACAAAACUUGAAGGAUUUCAAUAAGCUGGUGCCGCUUCUGGAUCGGUUUUCACAAAUACAAGGUAAUUAAGACAGAACAAUGGUGACAGUCCUGCACAUGAGAACCAGCUAACCACUGUCCUCCGAUCCCACACCCUUCUAAAUAUGUGUGAUCUUCAAGUUUAUAAUGGAGCACCGUACGUACAAGCGUGAUGGAUCUCCACAACCAGGAAAAUUCAACAACAGGAAAUUAUAUGUUGUGAGAAACAUAAAUAGAUCAGAACUCACAGAAGCAGCCAAUGACGUGGUGCCACGAUGGCAGAAAGUACUGCUGGACACACUGCAAUUAACCUCAAACGACCACAUGCGAACCGCUAUAAAGAUUAAGGCCAGGAGAUCAGAAAACUGGUCAGAAGAUCAUCACCGACCACAGAUAUUGAUCGAUCAGCAUUACAUGGAUGAGAUAUGGAAGCCAUCAAAGAAGGAAGGUUCAACUACUAGCCAUUCCAAGUCUCUAUUUGCAAGGAGUUCUUCAAUAAAGAGCUCUUCUUCUAAAUCUCUAUUCACAAGGAGUUCUUCAACGAGGAGCUCUUCUUCAAAGUCCCCUCUCCUGAGGAGUUUUUCCCAGAAAGGGUCCUCUCCCAAGUGCCCUCUUCCUCGGAGCUUCUCUCAGAAGAGCUCUUCGAAUUCCAUCAGCCGCAAGUGUAGUAGCCUAGCAAAGGAACAGAAGGCCAGGUUUUACAUCAUGAGGCGCUGCGUCGCCAUGCUUGUUUGUUGGCACAAGCAUGGUGAUUCUUGACUCUUUUUCCCUUCUUUAUGCGAGAUGGGUCAUUGGGUUUUGUUCGAAAACUCAUAUAAAUUUUUCUUUCCAUCCGAUCAAGAAGAGAUUGGUGCCAUA
Messenger RNA from Alnus glutinosa, 1261 nucleotides. Its product is annotated as small polypeptide DEVIL 13. The transcript has 5 exons. NCBI's taxonomy places the organism in Eukaryota, Viridiplantae, Streptophyta, Magnoliopsida, Fagales, Betulaceae. The coding region runs from base 551 to 1162 and encodes 203 amino acids. The record is from RefSeq and is a predicted model, not a curated record. Gene Ontology annotation, biological process: negative regulation of cell population proliferation.